Messenger RNA from Sporothrix brasiliensis 5110, 1089 nucleotides. RefSeq lists its product as uncharacterized. The coding region runs from base 1 to 1089 and encodes 362 amino acids. The record is from RefSeq and is a predicted model, not a curated record. NCBI's taxonomy places the organism in Eukaryota, Fungi, Ascomycota, Sordariomycetes, Ophiostomatales, Ophiostomataceae. The transcript has a single exon.
AUGGAUGCUUCAAACGAUACAGCCACUGUGUGCUCGGACGACACCGUUCGACCGCCUCCAGCGGCCGCGGCAUAUUAUCUUCCGAGUAUGAACGGAUCCUCGCAACCGCAACGGAUGGUCGAGCCGUCUUAUGCUUUUCAACAGCCUGCGGUGCCUCACGACAGCCCCUCGAACGGAUCUUCGCAGCCGGCCACUGCGUCCCGCUCUGAAUCUCUGCAUUGGUCCUUUGCAUUCCUGCAUGCAGCAGACCAAGCCCCUCCCUCUCUGUGGGGGAAUGGGCUGCCACGUCCGACGCAUCGUCCGGUGCCCGAGCCAGGCCGAUAUCCCGGCCUGCCUUUUGACUCGCUGCGCAUUGAUGUCUUCCUUCCUCGCCCCAAGGACGUGGCUGUCAUCGACGGCACUUUCUGCAUCUCGCCGCAGGUGAGGUCCACCAUACAAAUCGAGGCCGAAAUUGCCAGCAACACCAUCCACGAAACCGUCAACCGGGCCGAAGCCGCACAGAUAAUUUCUGGCUCCUUCCAGCGACACAUCAAGGACGUCACCGGCCUGAAUACAGAGGCGGUCGAAGCAGCGGCCCUCCAAUACACAAGAGCUCUGUCCCGCGCGAGGCUUGUGCCGGACGGGUGCAGCGACCCGGCAGCCUACCACGACGCCAUGGCGCUGCAGAUGGACAUGCUCGUCUUCCGGGUCGUGACCCUGUCCAUUGGCAUCCGCGCCCGCAUGGCGGUGCAAACGAUGGCGAUGGGCGAGGCCUGUCAGCUGGCGACUCUACCCACGCUGCUACGGGACAUGCACUCGACAGACGACCCAUCGCAUCCGUCGCGGGCCAUCCUGCACAGGUUCAAGCACCACACUGGUUGGUGUAGGGCCGAUACCGUGUCGCACACGAGACAGGUCAGGGAGUCGGUGAGCGGACUGCGCCAGCUGUACAGAGAGGCAAACAUCGAAAACGAUGCCACGACCACCCUGGACUACGAAUUGAACAGGAUCAGCACCGAAGACAGUGCCAUUGAGCAAUACUGGACAUGGGUCAGUGAUGUCUCCUCUGCCAUCGAGAAUGGGAGAAAGAAUAGAUCAUCCAGCGUGUAA